This is a messenger RNA of Trematomus bernacchii (emerald rockcod), 2740 nucleotides long. Its product is annotated as carboxy-terminal domain RNA polymerase II polypeptide A small phosphatase 1-like. The coding region runs from base 312 to 1100 and encodes 262 amino acids. Gene Ontology annotation, molecular function: RNA polymerase II CTD heptapeptide repeat phosphatase activity. The transcript has 7 exons. Lineage: Eukaryota; Metazoa; Chordata; Actinopteri; Perciformes; Nototheniidae. The record is from RefSeq and is a predicted model, not a curated record.
GCUUUAAGAAUGGGGCUUCCUUGAAACCGUCAAGUUCCAUGUUUGCAUGGUCAAAUUGAUUAACUUCUUCAACGUAACUUUUAGAAACAACUAUUUUAGAUACUUUAAAACGUUAGCAUUUUAGAGUAGUUUAGUCGGAUAUGUUCGGUUUUGUAAGCUUUUCCGCCGUUUAGAGCUUCUCUUUCGUUUUGCACUCAGUAUGCCCGUUUGCAGACAGGGAGUGGCAAAAUAUAAAUAAUUAUUUUGCACAACUCUUCGAACUAACUUUUUUACCGCAGAAAUACAGUGUUUGUUUUUGAGUGACGGACCUAAUGGACCAUUCGCCGUCAAUAAUCACUCAAGUAACAAGAGACGAGGAGGAAAAUGCGACUUAUCGAGAGGACGGUGCCAGUGAAGCUUCCUCUUCAAAGAAGCCCCGCAGCAGAGGCCUUUUCAACAGUUUCUUCUGCUGUCUAUGUCGCAAGGAAUCUGAGCCACCUCCACUGAAAAACAAUGCCCCCCUCUUGGUAGAAGAAAAUGGGACUCUGUCAAAAGUUCCAGCACAACCGCUACUCCCACGGAUGGAAUCGAAUGAUGCAGGGAAGAUCUGUGUGGUCAUUGAUUUGGAUGAAACACUAGUGCAUAGUUCAUUUAAGCCAGUGAACAAUGCUGAUUUUAUAAUUCCAGUGGAAAUUGAUGGAACAGUUCACCAGGUGUAUGUGUUAAAGAGACCCCAUGUUGACGAAUUCCUCAAGAGGAUGGGAGAAUUGUUCGAGUGCGUCUUGUUCACUGCAAGCUUAUCCAAGUACGCGGACCCUGUGUCGGACCUGCUGGAUAAGUGGGGGGCGUUCAGGUACCGUCUGUUCCGGGAGUCCUGUGUGUUCCACAAAGGGAACUACGUGAAGGACCUCAGCCGUAUAGGGAGAGACCUCAACAAGGUCAUCAUCAUCGAUAACUCCCCCGCCUCCUACGUCUUCCAUCCCGACAACGCAGUUCCCGUCGUGUCCUGGUUUGACGACAUGUCAGACACCGAGCUCCUCGAUCUGAUCCCCUUCUUUGAGAGACUUAGCAAAGUGGAAGACGUCUACGAAGUCCUCCAGCCGCAGAGUGCUUCCAGUUAACAGAGGCAGGACAAUAGGAUAAAUAUUAUCAGGGGCCACGGAGGCUGGGGGGCCACCGGCUCUACGCUGCUUCCAACUACAAGGACCACACUGCAAAAAACGCCUCAUUUAAUCCCGUAUUCUUACAGUAUAUCGCAUAAAAAAAGUGAAGGCAAUCUUCCAGCAGGGCUUUGAUACUUCUGUAUUGAAAGUACGCUAAUCCAAAGGUUCCUUCCUUUUUCUGUGAUAAAGAGUAUGAGGUUGAAUGACUUGUGUAGGUGUAUUUUGCAGUGCAGCUAGUGUGUUGCUGUUGUCGUGAUGUGACAGCAGCGACAUGUGUGCGGUAGAUUUUGUGAGCAGUUGUUCAGUGCCAUUCUACAAACCAACCAUCCUUUUCAUUUCAGUAUCGCAUCUAAUAGUAUUUCAAAUAAGUCCUUGAAGACUGUUGCUUAAACCCCAAUAACUUCCUUUUUUCUUCUGCCUAAUAGGCCGAAUUUGUAUGUAGUAAAAGACAAUCGUUAAUUUUAGGGAUUCUUGGUAAUUUCUAUAAAAUGUUGUGGCACAUUUCACUACAUAACAAGUUUUUAAAUGUGCUUUAAAUACUUUGCACUUCCUGUAUGUAUGUGGUGUGAUAAUGUUGGUCCAACGUUGCAAAUUGAAGCGUUGUUGACAAAAAAAACCUUUAUGACUCAAUAAUCUCAGAGAAUCCUCAAGUGCUUUUUUUCAUAAAUCUUGUGUUUUUUUUUUUUAAUACCCGUUUUGAAUCUAAAAUGACGGAGUUUUAUCUCUGAAUAUAACCCCUCCCCCCAGCUCUGUACUAUUGUAUUAUUUAUUUAUUCACUUAUAGUGGCCUUAACACACAGUCAUAGUUUUCAUUUAGAAUCUUUCUCAAAAAAUAUACUACAGCGUUUGCCUUUAAAUGGUGAAGAAAUGGAAUCCAUAGCCACUACAUGUUACAUGACUGAUAAGGUUUAUUUAGUCAAUUCUUAUAUUACUGGCAUCUAAUUAUUAAUGUGUAUUAACCCUUUGAUAUGUUGUCUUGAGCAUCAUACAGAAAAAAGCAGAUUUUUGGAAAGUUCUGGAAAGCCAUGGAAAGCUCCCCACUCCCAAAAUGGUGAUAUUAUUUUUGUAUAUAAAGUGCAAAUAUCUGGAUUUUAGGCAAUCAUUUUGAUUAGUUUUUAAGGUUAUUUUACCUAAUGUUAUAUUAUUUUGUUCAAGUUUUUGGAAUACACCUCCUCAGUGUGCGGCCCAUCAACAAUGCAAUCCAAUAUGUGCAGUUAGGAUUUUAGCCUUAUCGAGCUAUAAAUACAGUUUCAGAUGGAAACUUGUGUCGGACAUGUUGGAUCUGUCCUGAUUUACUUUCCCUCAGUCUGGAGCGAGUGUGUGUGGAUUUUAGUGUGGCUGCGUCAGUGUGAGUAUUUACAUUGGUUUAAGAUUUACACAAAAAAAAGAUGAUUUGACAUGAAAAAAAACAUAACCUGCCUUUAAAUAAUGAUUUAACUUUGUUACUGUAUGCAACAAGAGUAUUAACGUUGUGACUCGAGUAAAGGAGAGUUUUGAAAUUGCUGCUGAUCGUUGUUAGGAUUGACAAAAAAGGACAAGUAGAGAUAUUUUUACCUUGCAUCAAUAAAGCAUGUUUUAUUGAAACAUGUCAUAUUUCA